Molecule: messenger RNA, 672 nt
Organism: Desarmillaria tabescens
Lineage: Eukaryota; Fungi; Basidiomycota; Agaricomycetes; Agaricales; Physalacriaceae
Exons: 11
Coding region: 1-672 (223 amino acids)
Source: RefSeq, a predicted model, not a curated record
AUGGUUAGCCAUGCAGCUUCCACUGAAGGAUAUUUGGAGAUCAAUAACCUCCACAGGCGGACUGGUAAUAGCACGCGCUACCUUCAAACCUUGGCCGGGCUUACCAUGAGCAACGAUGAGAAGGGCAUAUAUCUGGGAGGAUGCUCUGAAACGCUGAUGAGGAUGUUGGAACUGGAUUGGAGCCCUGAGGGUAUUGCGCCAGGCGUUACAUGUCGAGCCAUAAAGCAGUACACAGAAGAGGGAAGUGGGAGAUACGACGUGGCUUGCUCAGCGAACCGCCUUGCCGUUCAGGGAAGAAGACACAAAGAUGUAACGGAGGAGAUCAGGAGAGUAUGGCGACACCUAAACCAGGGUGACCGUUCCUCAAUGGAGUCGAUAGAGAGGGUCGAGCGAGAGGGUGUAGCAUCGAUGCAGACCAUAUCAGUGAAAGACUGGAAAGUGACUGUGGCGGAUAGAAUCGGAAACAUCAAGGUCGGAAACCUGGCACUGGCAACGUUCCUUGUAAAGAGAUAUGCGAUUCUAGGCGUCCUCAAGAUCGGACCAUGGAUGCUAAACAACGCUACUGCACUAUUCCUGCCACCAAGGCAGGAGUUAUACGUCUGUGAUCCCAACUUGUCAUUGGACUCAUGUCACUUCAAGUCAUACUGUAUUCGCACCCUUGGAGGCUCCUGA